GGCGAUCCAACGGCCUGGCCGCCUGGCCCCAAUAAAGGAGCAAGAGCGCCGGCUGCGGUGUCAUCCAUCCCGAACCCCUGAUCUGACCUCGUCUUCCUCGCCCCAGCGAUUUCGGUAGAACCGUGAACCUUUGAUGGGCAUUUCCCCUCCGGCCUUCUUACAUGGCAGCCCGUCUAGCCACCGGUAGCUCCCCAGCUCUCAUCCUCUUCCCUGAUGUCAUAAUUGCACGCUCGAAGCCAGUCUGUAGCUUCCUACUACUCCACCUCACCCUUCUCCACUCGCUUUUAUAGCCCUAGUCGAUUCGGGCGAGGCGAUCGACUGAAUUCUAGGAUUGUGUAGUAUGGCGGCGGUGUUUUUGCAUCAUGUUGUUGGAGAUCUCACGGUUGGGAAGCCUGAUAUGAGGGAGUUCUGGGAAGGGGAGACGGUGGAGGCUGCGAUGGGAGAGAUUGGAGAGGGCUCAGAGAGAGCUGUAACAGUGUGGAGAAGAAGAGGGGAGGAGGUUGUCAGGGAAAGGGAGAGGGCGGCGAGGUUCGUUGGGAUUUUGAAUUCGUUGGACGUGGUGGCAUUUCUGGCCAGGGAGGGGGAUCGGGAAAAGGCAAUGGGAACACCGGUCAGGGAGAUCGUUAGGCAUAAUCCGUCGCUACUCAAAGAGGUCGAUCCUGCGGCUAGGUUGAUUGAUGCACUGGAGAUGAUGAAACAAGGGGUUCAACGCCUCCUUGUGCGCAAGAGUGUUACAUGGAAAGGUGUUAGCAAGCGCUUUUCCAUCCUUUACAACGGAAAAUGGCUCAAAAAUUCUGAAUCGUCUCCCACAAUUUUACCAACCAACUCAUGUGAAAGCACUAAUUUUCCUUCUUCUUCAUUAUCUAAAGAGAACAAGUACUGCUGCCUAUCAAGGGAAGAUGUCAUCCGCUUUGUUAUUGGCUGCCUUGGCGCCCUUGCUCCAAUACCCCUCUCCUCCAUAUCUUCUCUGGCCACUUUGAAUACUAACUACUACUACAUUGAGGCCUCCUCCCCAGCCCUUGAAAUUCUCAACAAUUUUCCGGAGAACCCAUGCGCUGCUGCCGUCGUAGAGACCUCGGCAGAUGGUACUCGGAAGAUCAUCGGUGAGAUAUCAGCGUACAAGCUAUGGAAAUGCGACUAUGUAGCGGCCGCCUGGGCCAUGGCUAACCUUUCAGCUGGUCAGUUUGUGAUGGGCUCUGAGGAUGAGGACCAAGACUCGCUUCCAGACUUCAUUCUCACUUCGCAGCUGGAAAACGGCAUCGCCGAGUCUCCCAGGCACAAGAGAUUCAGCAGUCGGAGCAUCGGGUUCUUAAGCCAACAGCCAUUGGGCGGCCUGCGGUCGAUGCGGAGCAUGUAUCGCGGCCGCAGUGCGCCUCUAACCUGCCGGAAGACGAGCUCUCUUGCAGCGGUCAUGGCGCAAAUGCUGUCGCACCGGGCAACACACGUUUGGGUGACCGAAGUUGAGCCAGAAGAAAACAUUCUUGUUGGCAUUGUGAGCUAUAAUGAUAUCCUCCAUGCAAUUACUAAGAACCCUGCUACUGUUUCUACAGUCAUGCCAUGAAAACAUUUGAGCUGCUCUAUUUAUGUUUUUUUAUGUUUAGGGUUGGAUGGUUAUUGAGUAGCUUAUUGAUUAUUGUUUGAUUUUGCAGAUUUAUGUUAAUGCAAAGCACAGCUUGUGUUAAUACUGAAUAUUUUAGUGGCAGGAUUUGAUUUCUUUCUGUACAAUUUCUGUGUAGUUUUCGCUUCUAUUGCAAAAUUCCAUUCUACAGUUAAA
Dendrobium catenatum is the source of this 1774-nucleotide messenger RNA. Its product is annotated as CBS domain-containing protein CBSX6. The record is from RefSeq and is a predicted model, not a curated record. The coding region runs from base 341 to 1561 and encodes 406 amino acids. NCBI's taxonomy places the organism in Eukaryota, Viridiplantae, Streptophyta, Magnoliopsida, Asparagales, Orchidaceae. The transcript is spliced from 2 exons.